AUGUCACAGCAAGAUGGAGACGACACCACGCCCCUACUAUCAACACACAAUGAUGCCCCAGAAAAUCCAUUAAUAUUGGCAACAACAGCAUCAUCUAACUCUUUGAAUCCCACCACGGACUCAGUUGCAUCAAGAAAGAAACAAGGUGCUGCUAAUCCCAACCCCAAUGUUGUCCCAUUAAAACCACAUUCCUCCAAAGUUGCCAAAUCAAACAAGAUUGGACUACAAAGAACAAGCAGAACAUCCCAAAAAUUGAAACUUUUACCCGAAGAUCCCGAUUUAGACAGCAUGAUUAAAGGACAAGUCACAUCUGGUGGUGUUGGUGACGAUGAUGAUGACGAUGACGACGAUGCCGAAGGUGACGAUAAUUUCGCAACUAGACCUACUCGUGUCUACUCCCAAGUCAAGCGCAUCACCAAUACGUUUGCACGAAAGGAUGCUGAGACGUUGGGGAAACUGCAUAGGGAUAUGUUGCCUAGAGUCACGGCAUACUGCACUUGUGCAUCUUAUCGCAUGAAGGAUUUGCUCAGAUGGUUGAAGGAUAGGAAGCGGAUACACAAUACGAGUCCCAAGUUGUUUGACGAGUGUUUGUAUACGCCAUUCACGUAUAAGGAUUGGCGAAAUGAUAGCAAUUCUAACAACAAUGAUGCGGAUGAUGGAAAUGGCCACAAGUUGAUCAGAUUAGCUGAUGAAGGUGGGGAAAUCAAUAUUGGGAAACGAUCUGACUUGUUUGUGUUUGAGUAUGGAGUGGUUAUUAUGUGGGGUUUUACCCAGAAGGAAGAAGCUGCAUUUUUGGACGAUUUGGCCAAAUUUGAAAGUGAGAAACUAUCAGCUGAGGAUAUUCAAGUUGAGGAAUUUAACUACUACAUUACCAAGUCAUAUCAACCACGAAUCUACAACGACUUCAUAACGUUGAAAGAUGAUGAGAACUACAUGUUGAAACUCUCCAUAUCCCAUGCACUUGCCCAGUCAGUCAAGAUCUCCCUUUUUGAAGAGUUGGUUGAUAAUACAAUUGAAGAUACGCAAGAUAUACCGCAACAGAUUGCCCAUACUGGUAAAGUUGAAAUGUCAAGAGACGAAAUCAUGAAGUCCAUUGGAGAAUUGUUCAUUUUGCGAAUAAAUAUCAACUUGCAUGGAUCAGUAUUGGACUCUCCAGAAUUGAUGUGGGCCGAACCCCAUUUAGAACCUAUUUAUCAGGCAACAAGGGGGUACCUUGAGAUUAAUCAAAGGGUUGAGUUGUUGAAUCAGCGUCUCGAGGUGAUUUCUGACUUGUUGCAGUUGUUGAAGGAGCAGUUGGGUCAUUCGCAUGAGGAGAACUUGGAGUUUAUAGUUGUUGUUUUGGUUGGUGUUGAGGUUUUGGUUAGUAUUAUAAAUAUCAUCAUUGAUGUUUUGACGUACAAGAGGUAA
This is a messenger RNA of Lodderomyces theae, 1407 nucleotides long. RefSeq lists its product as uncharacterized. The transcript has a single exon. The record is from RefSeq and is a predicted model, not a curated record. NCBI's taxonomy places the organism in Eukaryota, Fungi, Ascomycota, Pichiomycetes, Serinales, Debaryomycetaceae. The coding region runs from base 1 to 1407 and encodes 468 amino acids.